GCACCAACACCGGUACAUAGGUGCGGCCCGGCGUGUCCUUGGACUUAGAGAGCGGGACGUCCGGCUUCUGACUGGGAACCUUCGUGUCGUCAGCAACCAAAGAGAGAAUUAAAUAUGGGUGAUGUUGAGAAAGGCAAGAAGAUUUUUGUUCAGAAGUGUGCCCAGUGCCACACUGUGGAAAAGGGAGGCAAGCACAAGACUGGGCCAAAUCUCCAUGGUCUCUUUGGGAGAAAGACAGGUCAGGCUGCUGGAUUCUCUUACACAGACGCCAAUAAGAACAAAGGCAUCACCUGGGGAGAGGACACACUGAUGGAGUAUUUGGAGAAUCCCAAGAAGUACAUCCCUGGAACAAAAAUGAUCUUCGCCGGCAUUAAGAAGAAGGGAGAAAGGGCAGACUUGAUAGCUUAUCUCAAAAAAGCCACUAAUGAGUAAUAAUUGGCCACUGCCUUAUUUAUUACAAACCAGAAAUAUCUCAUAACUUUUUUUAUGUGUACCAUAAUUUAAUUGGUCUCAUACACCAGAAUUCAGAUCAUGAAAGAGUGACAAGAAUAUUUUUGUUGGACAGUCCUGAUUUAACUAAGACUGGCUUGUGGUUAAUUCGGUUUUUUGAAUUCUGAUAGUAAUUCCAAUACAGUAAAUGCUAUCACUGUUUUCCCCCCUUCUGAAGAUGUGAUUGGAUUAAUUAGUAGUGUUCAACUUUUCACAAGAAUGGUAAAUUGCCAUUUCAAAACCUGUUGAAGAUUGGUUUUAUAUUUAGAUUUAUAUAACUGGUUAUGUGAAUAUAUUUAAAUACUAGGGAAAUCGCUUUACUGUCUUGGAACCAAGCGAGACUCACUGGUGUUUUAAUUUGUGUUUAUUAGCCUGUUAAAGGCGAGGGCUGGAGAUAAGGUAGCUGUGUUUACUUUAUAUAUUUUUGGUCUUCGCUAUGCCAAUCCAAUUUCCCUAUGUCUACUAAAAUGCUGCCUUUUAUUUAUUGAAAGGCAUUUUAGUGUGGUUUAUGUGUAAUAUCAAAUAAAGAAUAUUUAACACUUCUCACAUUUUAUAGACAAUCUAUAAGGUUGAAUGCUUUUAAAAGUCAGUGUGAAAAGAAAUAGCAAAUUAAACUUUUGAGUUCUUUACUACCUUAAGUCAGACUAAGUUAUAAUUUAGGAUUGUCUUUAAACAGCUGUUCAGAAACACAUAAAACUGUAGAAGAUCUAUAUAAGUGUGAUUGGUAAUGGUGCUUUUACCAACUCAUUAAAAGGCUUAAAGUAGAGGAGAUAUACACAAAUUCAAAAAUUAUGUGUGAUCAUAACUUAAUUAAAAACAAAAUCAGAGAUCAUGAAA
Molecule: messenger RNA, 1326 nt
Organism: Microcebus murinus (gray mouse lemur)
Lineage: Eukaryota; Metazoa; Chordata; Mammalia; Primates; Cheirogaleidae
Gene: CYCS
Product: cytochrome c, somatic
Molecular function (GO): electron transfer activity; heme binding
Source: RefSeq, a predicted model, not a curated record